Molecule: messenger RNA, 621 nt
Organism: Daphnia magna
Lineage: Eukaryota; Metazoa; Arthropoda; Branchiopoda; Diplostraca; Daphniidae
Exons: 3
Coding region: 1-621 (206 amino acids)
Source: RefSeq, a predicted model, not a curated record
AUGGACCAGUUGAGAGAUUUGUUAAGUGGUUUUGUUAUUCCGAUUGCUCGUCACACUGGCGAAUAUCUGUCCGAUUGUGUCUUUAAAUUUUUAGAGACCUACAAAAUUAAUGUGAUGGACUGUCGAGGACAGUCGUAUGACAAUGCAUCCAAUAUGUCGGGCCAGUACAACGGGCUGCAGGCUCGCAUCAAAGCGGUUAAUGAAAAAGUUGAAUAUGUGCCGUGUGGUGGACAUUCUCUCAAUUUGAUUGCUUCUCCGCAUCGAUGGAAUAUUUUGUUUAAAGCCCUUGGAGGUAAAGUGGUUCUUAAGAGACUAAUUGAUGUACGAUGUUCAGCUAAUGCCGAUGCAGUAAGCGCUCUUGAUAGUGGCUACAAUGAAAUCCAAUCUGCUUUAAACCUAAUAGCAAAUGACGAAGAAGAGGAUCCAAAAGCGAUCAUCGAAGCCAAGUCACUUUCUUCUCAAAUGAAUAAACUCGAAUAUGUAAUUUUGACUCCAAUUUGGAACCGCAUUCUCUCAAGAUUCAACAUGGUGAGAGACGACUUCGAUGAUUGUAUUAAGAAGGCUAAAGAAAAAAGGCUCCUGGCUGAAUACAGUUUUACCACUCAACGAGCGAAGAAGUGA